AUGGCGCGCUCCGCCCUCUUCGGUGCCGUCGUCCUGCUGGCGCUGCUCGCCGUCUACGCCACGGCCUCGCCGUCUACGCCCGUGCUGGUGGUCCCCACCGAGUCCGGUAACAUCCAGGGCUUCGUACAGAACGACCUGGCCCGCGCCUUCCUCGGUAUUCCCUUCGCCGACCCGCCGCAGCGCUUCGGCGUGGCCGCGCCCGCGUCGCCCUGGAGCGGCGUCUACAACGCGACCGCGUUCCCCAAGCCGUGCAUCCAGUCGUCGACGGCCGGCGUGGAGGACUGCCUCUACCUCAACGUGUUCACCCCCAAGAACGCCAAGGCCGGCGACAAGCUGCCCGUCAUGGUGUGGAUCCACGGUGGUCGCUACUGGACCGGCCAGACCGACCAGUACCAGGGCCAGUGGCUCUCGGGCAACGGCAACGUCGUCCUUGUCACCAUCCAGUGCCUGCAAUUGGUCGACGAUUUGCAGGACACCCUCAAGGACACUGAGGUCAACCACCAGACGCUCUUCACCUAUGGCUGGACCAGGAAGCAGUCCGCUGACGUGAAGGCCUACAAGGCGUUCCAGCUGCUGUACCUGUUUAUCGAUCCCGACCACUACGACAUCGACGAGAAGGGAAGCGACCUGCGCGGCGCGCUGCUCAAGAUGACGCACACCAUCAUGCUCAAGGCCAUCGCCAAGUACUGCUACAUCUUCACCGAAGCGUUUGUCGAAGCCUUGGCCCAGUUCGCCCCCAUCCCCAUCCAGCAUCUCCAACGUGUGAACAACAUGGCGCGGAUGCUGCAAAUGGUGAGGAACAACCAAAUCUAG
Messenger RNA from Acanthamoeba castellanii str. Neff, 813 nucleotides. RefSeq names its product carboxylesterase superfamily protein. The transcript has 4 exons. NCBI's taxonomy places the organism in Eukaryota, Discosea, Longamoebia, Acanthamoebidae. Bases 1 to 813 code for a protein of 270 amino acids. The record is from RefSeq and is a predicted model, not a curated record.